Molecule: messenger RNA, 1561 nt
Organism: Lotus japonicus
Lineage: Eukaryota; Viridiplantae; Streptophyta; Magnoliopsida; Fabales; Fabaceae
Product: zinc transporter 8-like
Exons: 3
Coding region: 82-1134 (350 amino acids)
Biological process (GO): zinc ion transmembrane transport
Cellular component (GO): plasma membrane
Molecular function (GO): zinc ion transmembrane transporter activity
Source: RefSeq, a predicted model, not a curated record
ACCAUAUCCCUAUAAAUAACAUUGUAAAUCACUUGCUUCUUGCACCUUUAUCUCACUAGUAUCUUCUGAUCAGUCUCCAUCAUGGACUGGUUUAAGAAAAAGAGCCAAUUUUUCACUUUUUGUCUCAUCAUUUUCCUUGUACUCCCCACUUUAAUUGUAGCAGAAUGCACAUGUGACACAGAAGAUGAAGAAAGGGACAAAACUAAAGCUCUCAGGUACAAGAUAGCAGCUCUAGUGUCAAUCCUAGUAGCCAGUGCAAUUGGAGUUUGCAUUCCACUCCUUGGAAAAGUGAUACCUUCUCUAAGCCCUGAGAAGGAUAUCUUCUUUAUCAUUAAGGCUUUCGCGGCCGGUGUGAUAUUGUCUACCGGCUUCAUUCACGUGCUUCCUGAUGUUUUUGAGAAUCUCACCUCGCCCUGUUUGAAUGAGCAUCCAUGGGGCGAUUUUCCGUUUACCGGAUUCGCGGCUAUGUGCACCGCUAUGGGAACACUCAUGAUUGAGACUUAUGCUACUGCUUAUUUUCGGAAACAACAAGUCAAGAGAGGCCAAGCUGAGGCUAAUGAUGAUAUGGAAAACGGAUCAGGACAUGAAGGGCAAGUGCACCCUCACACUCACACAGCACAUGGUCAUGCUUCCACUGAUCAGUCUUCAGAACUUCUUCGUAAUAGGGUCAUAUCGCAGGUGUUGGAAUUGGGGAUUAUUGUUCAUUCUGUUAUCAUAGGAAUUUCUUUGGGAGCCUCGGAGAGUCCCAAAACAAUAAGGCCCCUGGUAGCUGCAUUGUCUUUUCAUCAAUUCUUUGAGGGUAUGGGACUUGGAAGUUGUAUAAGUCAGGCAAAAUUCAAAAGGCUAUCUGUUAUAACAAUGGGAUUGUUCUUCGCUUUAACUACUCCAGUUGGGAUUGGAAUUGGCCUAGGGAUCACUAAUGUUUAUGAUGAAAACAGUCCAACUGCUCUUAUUGUUGAAGGAAUCUUUAAUGCAGCUUCAGCUGGGAUCUUAAUCUAUAUGGCACUUGUUGAUUUUCUUGCUGUUGAUUUCAUGAGUCCAAGGAUGCAAAAUAAUGGUAGGCUUCGAUUAGGAUCCAAUCUAUCUCUUCUGCUAGGAGCUGGUUGCAUGUCUCUUGUGGCCAAAUGGGCUUAGAGCCAAAAGUUUGUGUUAUUUUUCUUGUCAAAUUGUUUUAAUUUGUUUCCAAUUUUGUGUUGUGCGUACUUCAUGUGAUUAUUUUGAAGUACAAUGAUGUGCUUCAUGGAUGACUGCGGUUGGUAAGAUUUUCGGUUGUCAAUGUUUUUCGACUUCAAAUGGAGUCCUUCUCGAUCGUGCAUGUGCAGGGGUUUUGGUUUGGUUUUAAAGCAUCUUGUGGGGUUUCUUUAGAGGUCUUUCAGAGGGUUUUGACUAUAUUAACGGCUGAGCUUCUUCCAACUUUUUGUUGGCUUGGUUACUGUACUCGUGUUGAGAGGGGUUGCUUCUCAACUUUAUAUAAUAAUAUAUCUUUCGUUUUCGAAAAAAAAUAUAUAGUUAGAAGGAAAAAACACAUUUAACCCUUUAUAAAUUUAUUUCCAUGUAAUGU